GAUUAUCUUCACCAGCCUUCACUUCUGCUACUCGCUCUUUGUACCAGAAUGGCUUUUCCAGCUUCCUUCUCCCACUCCGCUUCUCUGCAACUCUCCGCUUCCUUCCAUGGCGAACGAACAACUUCCACUUUACUUCCCUCAUCUACAUCAUCGAACUCAUGUCCGUUCGUGGGUUCCCAGCUUGCCUUCUCCGCAUCUCUGCGCGGUAGCAAAACGAUGUCUCCGUCCAGGCUCGUGGUUUACUCGAGAAGGCUGUCCGGUUUAGAAGAAGCAAUGAAAAUGCGAAGGGAGAGGGAGCAAAGAGAAAGAAGUAAUACUAAGUUUACGAGGCCGCUUCCUUUGAGGCGUGGGAGGGUUUCUCCUCGGCUACCGGUGCCUGAUGAUAUACCUAAACCUCCGUAUGUGAGCACCAAAGAAUUGCCAGAGCUUGCUAGUGAGCAUCAGUUUCAUGACGCUGAAGGCAUUGAGAAAAUGAGGGCUGCUUGUGAGCUUGCUGCUCGGGUGCUCCAAUCUGCUGGCGAAUUGGUCAAGCCAUCAAUCACUACAAAUGAAAUUGACAAAGCUGUGCACCAAAUGAUCAUUGAUGCUGGUGCAUACCCUUCACCUCUUGGUUAUGGAGGAUUCCCAAAGAGUGUGUGUACAUCGGUCAAUGAGUGCAUGUGUCAUGGAAUACCUGAUUCUCGUCAACUGCAGGACGGAGACAUAAUAAACAUUGAUGUCACGGUCUACUUGAAUGGUUACCACGGUGAUACAUCGAAAACAUUUCUGUGUGGAAAUGUUAAUGAUAUUCUGAAACGGCUGGUGAAGGUGACUGAAGAAUGCAUGGAAAAAGGAAUAGCAGUUUGCAAAGAUGGUGCCAGUUUUAAGAAAAUUGGCAAGAGAAUUAGUGAGCAUGCCGAGAAAUAUGGCUUUGAUGUGGUGGAGCGUUUUGUUGGGCACGGUGUAGGAAAGGUGUUCCACUCUGAACCAGUAAUAUUGCAUCACCGUAAGCAACUCGAUCUAAAGUCUGUCAUCUAUUUUUAGGACAUUACUCGCUGCUGAAUUUAGCUUCAGGAAUUGGGUCCAAUAUAGAUGGCCCUGAACCUUCAGGAAGUCAGUAACUGCACCUUGAAUAAAUAGUUUCAAGAAACAAGUCUUUUUUUCAUUUUAUUUCUCUCUAUCCUUCUUGUUAGGAUCUCCAUUUCUCUUUUUUCCAUUCUAAUUCUUCUCCCCGCUGAGAAGUUGUGAUAGAAAGCUUUAUCAGUCUUGUCCUACAUAAGGCAAUGACAAGGGUGGAACCAUGGUUGAAGGCCAAACAUUUACCAUCGAGCCUAUUUUCACCAUAGGAAGCACAGAUUGUAUAACAUGGCCAGACAAUUGGACGACAUUGACAGCUGACGGAGGGCCAGCUGCACAGUUUGAGCACACCAUUUUGAUCACUCGAACCGGUGCUGAAAUCUUGACAAAAUGUUGAAGAGGAUUCUUCGACUGAUGCUGUCCAGGAAUGGAGAAACACACAAUCAUACUUGGGAGCAAGCAAAAAACAGAAUGCAGUUCAAGAUUGAAAGGCAUUGUUAUGUUUGGUCCAUCAAAUUGCAUUCUACGAAUUGCUGAAAGGCCCCCCAGUAAGAUGCUUGUCACGGGGAGUCUUCAAGUAGAAAAGGUGUACAUGAAAGUGUAAUUACUAGGCAGGUACUCUUCGAAAUGAAGGGUGAGGUCAUGUGUAAAAAGGUCACAAGAAUGAAGAAUCGAAGUGAAGAUUAUGGCAAGUUAGUGGUUCUAUAUUUGUCAUGUCAUUUUGAUCACAAUGUGGUUUGUUUGUGAAUUGGUAUUUUAUCCACAAACAGUCACUCUGGAUAGGUCAAUUAUCUUGGUGGUCUCUAACACACUACUGAAGUUUGAAGUCUUUCCAUUUCCCUACGGUUUCUACUUGAAGUUUGAAAUGCACAUCAACAUGUCAGUUCAUCUAAAAUGAUGAAUUUUAGUUUUGUGUUCUGAUUCGAUUCUAAUAGCCAUCUUUUUAAGAACGGAAAGUUUGAGAGGUG
Molecule: messenger RNA, 2024 nt
Organism: Linum tenue
Lineage: Eukaryota; Viridiplantae; Streptophyta; Magnoliopsida; Malpighiales; Linaceae
Source: the annotation of a GenBank genome assembly